Molecule: messenger RNA, 240 nt
Organism: Miscanthus lutarioriparius
Lineage: Eukaryota; Viridiplantae; Streptophyta; Magnoliopsida; Poales; Poaceae
Source: the annotation of a GenBank genome assembly
AUGGCGACCGAUGUGCAGCUCAGGGAGUGGGUCUCCGACAAGCUCAUGAGCCUCUUGGGCUACUCCAAGAACGUCGUCGUCCAGUACGUCAUCAGGCUUACGAAGGAGUCCUCUUCAAUGGGUGACCUCGUGGGCAAGCUCGUCGAGUUUAGGUUCACCUCAUCUGUGGAGACCCAUGCCUUCGCAUCGGAUGUCUAUGCCAAGGUUCCCCACAGGGCCAGCGGCAUCAGUAAUUACUAG